GCAAUUCAGAAGGCAGAGCAGGUGGUGGAGGAGGAAGAAGAAGGUGCCAAGCAGCAGCCGCAGCCGCAGCAUCAAGAGGAGCAGUCAAAACAGCAGGCAGCAUCUCCUUCAGUGGAUGGCUUAAGCGCUCCCUCCUGCUCUUCAAACUUCGCACCUGCGGUGGGCAUCCCCUGGGGGCAGGCAGACCCACCAAGAACCAGCAAUGGGCAAACACAACAGCAAACUGGCUCCAGAGAUGCUGGACGACCUGGUGAGGAGCACUGAGUUCAAUGAGCAAGAGCUGAAGCAGUGGUACAAGGGCUUCCUGAAGGACUGCCCCACGGGCAUCCUCAAUUUGGAGGAAUUCCAGCAACUCUACAUCAAGUUUUUCCCUUACGGCGAUGCCUCCAAGUUUGCCCAGCAUGCAUUUCGCACGUUUGACAAGAACGGGGAUGGGACCAUCGACUUCCGGGAGUUCAUUUGCGCUCUCUCAGUCACCUCCAGGGGAAGCUUUGAGCAAAAGCUGAACUGGGCCUUUGAGAUGUACGACUUGGAUGGAGAUGGCAAGAUAACGCGCUUGGAGAUGCUGGAGAUAAUUGAGGCCAUCUACAAGAUGGUGGGCACCGUCAUCAUGAUGAGGAUGAACCAAGAUGGGUUGACGCCGCAGCAGCGUGUCGACAAGAUCUUCACAAAGAUGGACAAAGACAAAGACGACCAGAUCACCCUGGAAGAGUUCAAAGAAGCCGCCAAGAGUGACCCUUCCAUUGUCCUCCUGCUGCAGUGUGACAUGCAGAAGUAGAGGGAGGGUCCCAAUGCACAACUCACCCCCCGCCCUACCCUGGCCUGGCCUACCCAUCCUUGCAUCUUUCCCCCCUUCUCCUGGGGAGCUGCAGACUCCACUCCCUGGGACAGGAAGCACUGUGUUUCACACAGCCUCCUGGGUCCCAAACAAGGCCCCACCAUGCAAUCCCCUGGGGCCUGCAGCUCAUAAUUUGCACAGUUCCUCUGGCCAUUGCUCUUGUGACCUCACCAAGGUCCUAUUAGAAUGAAUUUCUUCUGUCUCGACCCUCCGGUCCCACCACCUCUGGGGCCCAUCAUCCCUCUUGCCUCCCCCUUUGCUCCUGGACAUUCCCAAGAACAUACAGGCCAACUUACCUUUCGAUGGCUUGCCUAUAUAUCCAUGACCCUUGACAACUGCAAGGUCUUGUAAUCCUCAGAAGUCUGUUAUCCUUCACUUCAGUUGUAGCUCUUAGGAUUAGGGCAGAUCUCUUCCCUCCGGUGACCCUCUAACGUAAUCUUCAGAUGUGCCCCUUGAACGGCAGCUCUGGGGCAACCAUUUCCCUCCCCUGCCCUGUAAUUCCCCCUGCCCAACACACUCAGCUUGAAGCCCCAAAUAGGGAACAGGUCAUUUCUCCCCUCAACACCUUUCCUACCCCUUUCUUCACAGCCAUGAAUAGUGAAUGGCAGCAGCAAAACGUCCUAGCAAUGGGUCAAAGGUAUUCUUUCCCCCUCUAGACUCUCCUCCUCCUCCUCUCUUCCUUGAAAACAGAGUGGCAUCACCUGCCAUUGAAGGGGAUGCCAUUGUCAGAGGUAAGAAGUGUUUCUGGGUAAUCAUGGGGCAGCAUUCUCCAAUCUGGUGCUGGCUAGUGCUGAUGGUUGUCACCCAAAACAUCUGGGGGGCACUGCGUUGGGUAGCACUGUCCUAAGAUGGCCAUGUUGAAAAUGCAGGGUGUUCUGUGUUUGCUCUUCCUGAAUCCUUUGCUCUUGCCAUCCCAUCUACUAAUGGGCAGGGGGGAGAAACAUCUGCAUUUCAAAAGGGCUGAAGAAUCAAUGAUAGUUGGGGAAAAUGCUGUAGGAUUCUGGGAUUCUGGCAUUCCAUGUUUUAAGCAUCUCUCCUUCUUCCAGCCAACAAGAGACAACAGGCAGGUUUU
Molecule: messenger RNA, 1910 nt
Organism: Zootoca vivipara (common lizard)
Lineage: Eukaryota; Metazoa; Chordata; Lepidosauria; Squamata; Lacertidae
Gene: HPCAL4
Product: hippocalcin like 4
Molecular function (GO): calcium ion binding
Source: RefSeq, a predicted model, not a curated record